AGUAUUGUGCAGCGUAGGCUGCUAGGGAGCCGGAGCGGCAGCACGCUCCUUUGUUCUGGGGGGCCGGAUCGGGACAUACAGCGAGAGAAUUAUGGGGCUGUGUCGUCGCCUUCCCUCUCCACCUCCACCCCCCUCCGAACGCAUGCAUUGGCCGAUUACUUAAGAUCCCUGGAGAUGUCCUUUGCAGAUCCCCUGGCUGCAGGAGAGGCUGUUGCUUGUUGCAGCGUCUAGGCCGGGGGAGCAGCGGGAACGUCGUGGCUGCCUAGCGGAAGGGCUGUUGUGUUUAGGGAGGGCGUAGGGACCGCCUGGAGUUGCGCCGGGGCCUGGAGUGGCGGCGGAGACCUGCCUUGGUCAUUUGGGCGACGGAGGAGGGGCGAUUAGUCGCGCCUGGAUAUGGUGUUGGGCGACCCAGUAAUGUCAAGCGCACUCAAGGGGCCUGUUGUGUUGGGCGUGGCAUGGACCGCCACUGUGAAAUUCCCACCACCACCCACUUUACCGAUUUAACGCAAUGCAUUGCUUGGCUCCUGGCUGCAGAUCUCAUUGGGAUCACUUAGAAGGCUUUUCAAUCCCAAAGAACCAGGGUGUCUGAGAUUGAGCACCCCCUCCUGCCUUGCCAACGUCCCCAAUGCGACCAUGGGAACUGGCAGUGAAUAGGCGGCCUCCUUCUGUCCCUUUUGACCAGCGACGAUUCUCAGGGGGAAGCUGUGACAGCCCAGCACACCUCAGGAGAAGCCCUUCUUCCCGGCACCACUGGGGCCGACGCGAGCGACCUCUGCAAACUCUCCUAGCCCAGGAUGAGAACUACUUGCACCCGGCUUUUUUCCAGCAGCCACACACCCCUGUAGAUGAGCACCCGGCGUACGUUCUGGCCAAUACGCCACCACGAAUGCUUCACCCGGCUGCACACCCACCCCACCAGCAUCCAUUCAUGGUGGAUCUCCAUGAGCAGGUGCAUCAGGGAGCCAUCCCUCUCUCCUACACGGUGACCACAGUAACCACACAAGGCUUCCCCAUUCACACCGGCCAGCACAUCCCAGGUUGCAGUGCGCAGCAGCUCCCAGCAUGCUCAGUGAUGUUCAGCGGACAGCACUACCCACUCUGCUGCCUCCCACCCCCCCUGAUCCAGGCCUGUGCCAUGCAGCAGCUCCCUGUCUCCUACCAAACGUUCCCGCCGCUCAUUUCCAGCGACCAUUACAUCCUGCACCCUCCACCGCCUGUGCCACCACACCAGCCUCCACACAUGGCUCCCCUCAGCCAGUUUGUCCCACUCCAACCCCAGCACCCUCGCAUGCCACUGCAGAGGAUAGACAAUGAGGUGGAGCUCCGGGGUGAACAGCACUCUAUCGGAGGCUUCUCCUAUUCUCCUUCCCACCAUACUCCUGCACUGUCUCCCUCCGUGCCACUACAUUACCUUCCACACACCCAUGACCCACUGCACCAGGAACUGCCCUUUGGCGUGCCAUAUCCACACAUGAUGCCCCGGCGACUGAACACCCAGCGAUACAGAUUGCAGCAGCCACUGCCGCCUCCGCCCCCACCGCCGCCUCCAUACUACCCAAGCUUCCUGCCAUACUUCCUAUCAAUGCUUCCUGUGUCACCGACAGCUGUGGGGCCUACAAUAAGUUUGGACUUGGAUGUGGAUGAUGUGGAGAUGGAAAACUAUGAGGCAUUACUGAACCUGGCCGAGAGGCUAGGAGAGGCCAAACCCCGGGGACUCACCAAAGCAGACAUCGAACACCUUCCGUCCUACCGCUUCAACCCAGAAAGCCAUCAGUCGGAGCAAACCUUGUGUGUUGUGUGCUUCAGCGACUUCGAAGUCAGGCAGCUGCUGCGGGUUCUGCCCUGCAACCACGAGUUCCACGCGAAGUGCAUCGACAAAUGGUUAAAGGCAAACCGCACAUGCCCAAUCUGCCGGGCGGACGCCUCAGAAGUGCACCGGGAGGCUGAGUGAGGCUCGUCAACGCACUGCUGCACAAAUUCACUCCAGGAUACGGACCUUGGCCCAGGGGCUUGGCCCAGCCUGUACGCUUAAGCCUCUGGGGACUCUCCUGGGAUGUGGUGAGAAUAUAAGCAAUGUAUGACACCCCCCUACCCUUACCCCUCCGUGGCAUGGACUGGGCCUGGUGGCAGAGCCAGCUCCGCGGUGUCACGCUUCGCUAGGGGGAGGCCUCCCCAUGUGCUCCGCACUCCAAAGAGACUCCAUCCUUGCGCCAUUUUACUCUCCAGGUGUUCUUGCAUUCCUUUCGUUUUGGUUCUCCUUUCCUUGUUUUGGUUUUGUUGUGGCUGUCUGACCCAGGUAUUUUUAGUCCCCCUCCCACCCCCACUUCUGGCGCCACCAGAUCGGGGCCUUCAAAAGCAGAGCAGCUCAAAGAUGGGGGAGGAAGUGCCUGCUUCAAUCCCACCCCCCAACCACUUGCCCCCCAAAGCACAGUGUUGUCGCGUGGCAGGCAGUGGAAGUGGUUGGUUGCAGCACUGAUGAGGGGCGGCCCAUAGCCUUCCCGGAACCAUUUGGGGUUGCCCACACACAAAUCAUGGCCCAGGGCUGCCUCUUCUGGCUUUUCCUUACACACACACACACACCCCAUCUUGCCCUUCCUACAUGCCAGGGAUGCUGGGCGGCAUUCAGGGCUCCGUAGCAGGGUGGUGGUGGUGGAGCAAAACAGGCCUGCGCAAGGCCCAGCAAUAUCCCAUCCCACUCAGCUCCCCUUCUCAUUGCAGAGGGGCGUGUGGAGACCCAUUUCCCCCUCAGAAGACGUGGAGGAAAGCGUGAGUUGAGUGAGUGAGAAUCCUCGUGGUGAAGCAGCUGGCUCUGCUUCAUACAUCUGUAAGGUGGAGGCUCUCUUUGCGAGGCCCGUCUUCAGAAUCAUGUUCUCUAGCUAGAGCUGACAAUUACUUCUCUUCCCUUCUGCACCUCAGUUCUUUUCCUUGGGGUCCCCUUUCUUUCUCAGCACCCAUCUCCAUGAAAUCCAACCCCCCCCUUCCUAAAUAUACAAAUCAGGUUUGUGCCACUGUUUCCCCCAUAUCUCAGGGGAGGGCACGUGUGUUUCUCUGCCUCCCUCUCUCCCUGUUUUCCUUCUGCAGGGAAGAGGGAGAUGCUCAGCCGACUGAAGCAGAAGCCUUUAGUCCCACUGUAAAUCCUGCCCGCUUUUCUGUGCUGACCCCAGGCUAAGCCCCUGAAAGCUGCCGGGGCCGCUGCGAAGCUCUCUGUGGUAGGAUCCUGGGCAGCGAGCAGAUGGGGAAUUAUUUAUUAAUCUUGUUGUUGUCUACCCUUGCACUAGCUAUCAUGGAGAAAAGCCCAUCUGGCGAAAACCGCUCCUCCCUCCAAGAUGCACUGCUGCAUCAGCUUUCUUUCCUUUCUGCGUAGGACCAGGCAGACGUUUCCAUUCCCUUUUCCACUCGCUCGACCAUUUCUCUCUCCUCCUUCCCCCUUCCCCCCCUUCCGGGGUCCCCAAGUGAAGUUUGGCCCUCCUACUGCCCCCCCCCCAACGGAGUGUUGUUUCCCGCCCCCUGCAUGGCCUGAUGCUUGUGCUCUGGGUCAGGCACCGUGGGGUGGGGUGGGCUGUUUCGCCAUGACGAGCAUACAUGCGAGUUGUGUGCCUUCCUGUCUCUCUGUGCACGUGUGUGCGUGUGUUGCGUGCGUGCGUGCGUGCGUGCACACACACACUAAUCCUACCUAAAAAAAAGCACCUGCUGGUUUGAAGCAAGAAAGCAACCGACCUGCCACCCUGUUACAGAAACCUGUGAUCGUUUAAAAAAAUAUAUAUUAAAAAAAAUAAAAGUUGUUUUGCAUGAUUAUACCAUGGAGCCGAGAGAGAGAGAGAAGCCCUCGCCAUGUAGUUGGUUUGUGUUCGGAAGCCUGGCAAGAAGGACUCGGAGAGGACGAUGAAACCUAAUGUAAAUGUUCACAAAUUAUGCAUGCAUGUUAUGACCAGCUUGGAACUUGGUAUUGGCUAACUCUCUAGCCAGCUGUGGGGGUGAUGGGGUGGGGGGGUUAAAGAGGGAGUUCUUUGUGCUCAGCUGAUUACUGCCAUGCACUGUACUGCACAUGUCCGCAACGCCUCACAAGGACCGUCAACGCUUUUCAGGGCAUUUCUCCCUCCCCUUCCUCCCUACCCCACCCCCUCCAGAUUAGAGAUGGGUUUGAAACCUGGUUGGGCCAGGAGGAGGCAGCUGUGGGAGGGGGGGGCACAUACAGGACUGAACCUCGAGGUAGGCUUGCAAGGGUCGGUGUUGGCAGGCGGUGGGGGGAGCGGUUAGCAGCGGCCUCAGAAAGGAGAGGGUUUCGUUAGGUGCAUCUUCUCUUUCAUGGUGCUGCAGAGGUGGGUGAAGUUGCACCCGCUGGCAUGCUCCUUACUGUGCCAUCGCCCCCUUUCCUCUCUGCAUCUUUUCCCGGCACAUGAACCUUGUCCCUGUAUCAGCUAGUGGGAUGUAUCUGGCAAGUGUGGCUCCCUCAAAAUUCAACUUCCUCCACCGUCCACAAGGUGGAGCUCUCUCCCCCCCCCCCCCCGCAUAUUCUCCAUCUUCUCCCCAGCUGGGUUCAUUGAUUCCUGCUGCCUUUAAUUGCCAGCGGAGGUCUGGCAUGUACCCAACCCCCUUUUGGAAUGGAUGGCAGCAGAUGAGAGCGGGCCAUGCUUUUCCUGCUCAUCCAGCAUCCCAGGGCCUUUAUCCAUAAACUGGAGCUUCUUCCCACAAAACUACACACACACACCCCGAAAAAAAUCCCAUUCUCCCAGCCACACAAAUGCCAGAGGGGCACUCAUGAGCGGAGCGGGUGGAACAAACCAUGGGCCCAUUACUCAGAUUGGUCUGGGCCAACCUUGGAGCAGCGUUUGUGAAGGAAAGCUAGAUUCUUCCAACCUGGCUCUUUUCUGUGGGGUGCUCCGAGCUCAGAUGGUGGCUGGAGAGGGGAAGUAGCCUCUCUUAAAACAGUGGGCAGGAGCAGUCUGUCUGCGUUGUUGUUUUCCUGAGCUCUCAGCAAUACUUACCUCUGAAGCAGGGGAAAGUCUUUUUAGGUGUAGCUGGGGCCACCAGGCCUUUUGCCAUUGGUGCUUACAGCUAAUCUCUCCCCCCACCCCGACCCCAGAUGCUGGAGUUCUGGAGCCACUUGAAUUCAGGAAGUCCUCUGGGGAGCUAGGAGGUUGGGGACCUGAGAACCUGCUUUCGUUUUGUCUCGUGGACCUUUUAUUCCGUUACCAGUCCAGGGAUGAUCUUCAAAGUCCUGCAGAAAGACGCCGAGCCACACAGACAGGAUGUAGCAAGGUGCAUUUUCUGCUUAACUACAGCUGGGUAGCAAUCUCUUGUUUUGGCAGGAGCAACUAGCCUGCAGGUAGAUCAGUCCGUUAGGAACCUGUUGAGCUCUGGGCAGGCCGGAGCUUUCUUUUUAAUCACCCAAAUUUCUGAUGAAUUGAAUGUUUUUUAAGUCCCCACCUGGCUCAGCCCCUUCUUUGCACUUUGGCUGAUAAUGCAGGUUAAAACGGCGAAGUCAUUUGGAUCAGGUCAAAUAAUUUAAAUCUCUUCCUUCUCAGCCCACUUUUCCAGAGGGUUAGAAUAGCCACAGUCGGACAUCUAAGCCAGGUCUCGGCCCAUGCGCCUGCGUGCGCACACACAAAGGAAUGGGCCACUUGCCAUAUAAAACUGCACAGACACCAGCAGCCCCUUUUGAGUACCUGUCCUUCUGUGACCACUCAGUUCUCCCCUCUCCCUCACAUGUCAAGCCAGUGCCUUGUGUCAGACCCACCUCCUCCGCUCUCUCCCCCCCCCCGGCCCCAGCCUUUCUCCUCGUUUCACAGCUUUUUUAAAGAAGGAAAAACAAUAACAACUUAUUUCACGCGACACAAAUAACCAAAGGUCUUUACUGUAUAUAAAAACCACAGGUGUUUCUAUAUUUAUAGCCAAUCAGAAUAGUGCCGGUGCCCAUCUGUUUUAAAAACGCUGUCUUCUCCUCCCCCCCUGCUAUCUCGGGUUUUUCCCCCCCCCGCGCCCCCCAGAAAGAUGACUUGGGGUUGGGGAGGGUAGAAAAGCCUUACGGUUCUUCUGGUGGCGACUCGAAAGCUCACAAGCUCGUGUGCUGCAGAAUUUAUUCCAAUGAGCAGCUAAAAAUUAUCAUUUUAAAACAAAAAACAACAAAAAAAUUACUAAAACAUUUAUUUAGGAUGUUUGUGAUUGCUGAUUGCGCUGUAGAUGCCACUGUUUACCAAUGAUUUCCUGUGGUGGGAUAGUGGACUGUUUACUGUUCUUUUUUACCAGUCCCGUGCCCUCCAGAGGGAUAGCUCAGCUUCACCCUACAAGGAGAGGAGCCUCCCUGUAGGGCACCAGGGCAUUUGUUCUGUGUUAGAAAGUUUAUAUAUAUAUAUAUAUUAUAUAUAUAUUAUAAAUAUAUAUAUAUAAUUUUUUUUUGCUCUGUUACUUGCACAUUUUACAGUUACCUCAUUUUUCCCAUGUAUGUAUUUGAAAAAAGGCUAAUAUAUAGAGAAGAAAAAAGGUUCUUAAAUCUCUAAAAAAGUGUUUGUUUUUUUCCAUUCCAUUGGAAUCAUAUUGGUUUGUAGCAUUUAACAUAACUAGUAUGUUGUAUUAUAUAUAUGUGUAUUAUACUGAUUGAAAUUUUUAACAGAUUUGUACUUUUUUUAAAAUGAAAGUUGCUAGUUCUGCUUGACCAAGUAGUGCAAUCAUUAUUUUUUUUAAUGUUGUGGCUGAUUUUGAGAGGGAUAUUCACUAAUAAAUGUAUGAUGUAUACCAAC
Molecule: messenger RNA, 6737 nt
Organism: Podarcis muralis (Common wall lizard)
Lineage: Eukaryota; Metazoa; Chordata; Lepidosauria; Squamata; Lacertidae
Source: RefSeq, a predicted model, not a curated record